AACUAGAGGAUUGGAUGUGGCAGUUGGAUUUCUCUCCACACAAUAUGGAAUGUGCUUCCUUCUACAUUUAGGACCAUGUCUGUCAAUACACUGGCUGAUCUAAUCAAGACAUGUUGCUGUAGCAUACCUCAGCUGUGCCAACCUCUUCCAUAAAUGUUGUGCGUGCCUACUAAUGUACAAGAGAUCUUAAACACAAUCAGUCUUUUGUGACUCUAGCUACAAAUGACUCUUAUGUUAAAGGAGCACUGGUCUUGGGUUCAUCUCUGCAACACCACAGAACAAUAAAGAAACUAACUGUGCUCAUAACGCCUCAAGUCUCUGCUCCCAUGAGGAAAGUGCUGGAAAAAGUCUUCGAUGAAAUCUUAUUGGUAGAUGUCUUGGACAGUGGAGAUUCCGCCCAUCUAGCACUAAUGAAAAGACCAGAGCUUGGUGUCACACUAACAAAACUCCACUGCUGGGAACUGACUCAGUAUUCAAAAUGUGUGUUCAUGGAUGCAGACACAAUGGUUUUAUCAAAUAUUGAUGAGCUUUUUGAGAAAGAAGAGCUAUCUGCAGCACCAGAUCCAGGCUGGCCAGACUGUUUUAAUUCUGGAGUUUUUGUUUAUCGACCUUCCAUUGAAACAUACAAUCAUCUGUUACAACUUGCCACAGAGAAAGGCAGCUUUGAUGGUGGGGACCAGGGGUUAUUAAACACUUUCUUCAGCAGCUGGGCAACAACAGAUAUUAACAAACACUUGCCAUUUAUUUAUAACUUAAGCAGCAUCUCUCUAUACUCCUACCUUCCAGCAUUUAAAGCGUUUGGUUCAAAUGCUAAAGUAGUGCAUUUCUUAGGAAGAAUGAAACCAUGGAAUUACACAUAUGACUCUAAAACCAAAAGCAUAAAAGGUGACACAAGUGAUCCCACAAUGGUUCACCCAGAAUUCCUCAACAUGUGGUGGCAUACCUUCAUCACCAACAUCUUACCACUACUAGAACAACAUGGAAUUGUUAAAGAUGCCACUACAGGUGUAACGGCGCUAUCGGGCUUGGUCUAUUCUCUGGCUUUCUCUUGUGGCUUCUGUAGAGAGGAAGAGGUUACAGAAGCAGUGUCCCACAUGUCACUUUCAGGAGCAGCGCCAACUUCGCCACCAUCUUCCCCACCAGCUGAAUCUUCAGAAGAACGGAAGGAGAGGUGGGAGCAAGGCCAGGCUGACUACAUGGGAGCAGACUCCUUUGACAAUAUCAAGAAAAAACUUGACACUUACCUCCAAUAGAAGCACUUUUAUUGCCGAUGUUCACAGAGAUACAAGGACUUGUUCCAGAGCUAUCGCAGCUAGGAAAAUGUUGAAUAUGGUCAGUUAAGCUUACCUAGUAACUUGAUAAAACUCAUGAGGCUGAAGAUCUUUUCAGUACUACAGGUGAGAACUGAGCAAAAGCUAUAAAGUAGAAAUCCUUGUGCUGGCUGUACCUGCACAAUCAUGAAGUCUUCCCUUUUAAGUAAGACUGCUGGAUAUGCCUAUUUUAAAAAAAACAAAACUGGGGAACAGUGGUUUGACACUUAUUCCUUUAAACCUGUAGGGCUGUGCUUUACCUCUUAAAAGAUGAAUGGCGUUACUCCUUUUGCUUGCUAUCUUAUAUAGGAGCCCCUAUAUUUUUUGGGAUUGUUUAGAAGUUGAAGUGUUUGCAACACUGCCUUACUGUAAAUGUUAGUACUAAACCGUUAGCAUACAUGCAAACGUGAUACAACUUCUAACAGCAAGGGCACUGCUUUACAGUAUUAGUCUCACACUGGAGAUCUUGACCAGGUUUUUAUGUACAGUACAUACAGCAUGGUAGAAUGUCUUUUAGUUCUGUAUACUAUAGGACUAGUAAAACUGAGUUUUACCUGUAAUAUUGCACUCAUUGCAAAAUAAAAAAACUUGUGAUGCAUUUCUGGC
Molecule: messenger RNA, 1916 nt
Organism: Chelonoidis abingdonii (Abingdon island giant tortoise)
Lineage: Eukaryota; Metazoa; Chordata; Testudines; Testudinidae
Source: RefSeq, a predicted model, not a curated record